AUGGUAAUGGCAGCGACAGAGGAGAGCCCGAGAAGCCCAGAGGCGAAGGUGGGGAUGCAAGUGGAAGAUUUAUGGGACGUUCAAGAGCCGCAGCUCAGUCCCACUGAGAAGCUUAAUGCUUGUUUUGAGGGCAUCCCUGUUUCCGCCUUCCCUCCCGCUCCUCUUGAUCAAGUAAUUGAGAUAAAAUCGGACAGCAGUCUAGCUGAAGCUGUUGAAAUUCUGGCUCAACAUAAGAUCCUCAGCGCGCCUGUGGUGGACGUCGAUGCACCUGAUCAUGCAAGUUGGAUUGAUAGAUACAUUGGUAUUGUUGAGUUUGCUGGAAUUGCGGUUUGGAUUCUUCAUCAGUCCGAACCUCCGUCCCCGAGGAGUCCUAGUGACGGAAGUGCUAUGGCUGCAGCAACAAAUGGGGUGAUAUCUCCUUUGGAACUCCAGGUACUGGGCCCGGAAUCAGCUGUGGCGACCUCGGGGAGCUUUUUCGAAUCCUUAACUUCCUCUGAAUUGUACAAGAACACGCAGGUGCGAGACAUCUCGGGAUCGUUCCGUUGGGCCCCAUUUCUUGCUUUGCAGAAAUCGAAUUCCUUCUUGACAAUGCUCUUGUUGCUUUCAAAGUACAAAAUGAAGAGCAUACCCGUAGUAGACUUGGGGGAGGGGAAGAUUGAUAACAUUAUCACACAAUCAGCUGUUAUUCACAUGUUAGCAGAAUGUGCAGGGCUUCAAUGGUUUGAAAGUUGGGGAACAAAGACGCUUUCCGAGCUCGGUCUUCCCAUGAUGUCACCGGCUUCUAUUGUCAAGGUGUACGAGGACGAGCCCGUGCUACAGGCGUUUAAAGUUAUGAGGAAGAAGCGGAUUGGAGGUGUACCUGUUAUUGAACGGGGUGGAAACAGGGCAGUAGGCAAUAUAAGUUUAAGAGAUAUUCAUUUUUUGCUCACUGCACCAGAAAUCUACCAUGAUUACAGAUCGAUAACAGCGAGAAACUUUCUGACUGCGGUUAAAAGCUACUUAGAGAAGCAUGCAGAGUUCUCUCCAAUGCUGAGCAGCAUGAUUACGUGCAAGAAGGAUCACAAAAUAAAGGAACUGAUCUUGCUGCUCGACUCGAAGAAGAUCCAUCGGGUGUACGUAGUCAACAACGACGGUGAUCUGGAAGGAGUUAUCACUCUAAGAGACAUCAUCUCAAGGUUAGUCCACGAACCCCGCGGUUACUUUGGCGAUUUCUUUGACGGUGUUCUGCCAUUGCCUCAAAACAGUCGAGUUUGAACGUGAAAUGCUAUCAUCAAGCAUGAUGUUCUGGUCAAUUUUACUUAGGAUUAACUUCUUUUGUGCCUCUUCAUUUAGUUUUUACCUUCGGUGCGUUCUUUGUCCUCGAUCUCCGAUGGUUUAUCGGACGGAUUGAACAUGCAGAUUGUAAUAUAGGCAACUUACCUGUAAUUAGUUAUCGUCUGGCCUUGGCACAUUUUCUGUAAAUUUUUGGUUGGCCUUAAUCUCCAAGCAACUUGCUCUUUCAUACA
Momordica charantia (bitter melon) is the source of this 1505-nucleotide messenger RNA. It is a transcript of the gene KING1, whose product is annotated as SNF1-related protein kinase regulatory subunit gamma 1. Lineage: Eukaryota; Viridiplantae; Streptophyta; Magnoliopsida; Cucurbitales; Cucurbitaceae. The record is from RefSeq and is a predicted model, not a curated record.